This is a messenger RNA of Contarinia nasturtii (swede midge), 3400 nucleotides long. RefSeq names its product putative leucine-rich repeat-containing protein DDB_G0290503 (gene asl). NCBI's taxonomy places the organism in Eukaryota, Metazoa, Arthropoda, Insecta, Diptera, Cecidomyiidae. The record is from RefSeq and is a predicted model, not a curated record. The transcript is spliced from 5 exons. Bases 140 to 3259 code for a protein of 1039 amino acids.
CUGAAAUUUGUUUACGAAAAGAUUCCAAUGCAUAAGUGUCUUUCAUCCACAAACCUUUGCUUUUAUUCAUGAAAUUUUUCAAAUCGUCUUACACAUUAGAAAUGCAAUAAUAGAACGCAUAGUAUCGUGUUUAGUAAAAAUGGAUGUGCCUGGUUUGAGUUUAUUUCAGGGAGCUGAAAGCAUCAAAUUAAACACCGAACAACAGAGAAUCGAAGAAGAAGAUGCUAUUGAAGAUCGAAAGAGACGUAAUGAAGAGCUGAAAAAUGAGCUAGAAAAUGCAUUUGAUGAUCUGGCGGAAUUCGAUGAUGACGAAGAUACAAUGUACAAUGUUCGUAAUUCGUCGGUAAAUGGUAAGAAAGGAAUAUUCAAUGGCAGAAACAUCAAUCACAAAGCACAUCUCGAUAAUCGUGACACUGAACGAGCCACCGAAAUUCUACAGCUGAAAAAUAUGCUGGCAUCAAAGAAUGAAGAGCUGCGAAACAUAAACGUCGAAUUUACCAGUGAACGUACAAAAUUACAGAAUAAAAUUGAUGAGCUAAACAAACGCUUUGCCAUCACCGAGGCGGAGAAAGAGCGCUCAAAUAUGAAUCGGGCUCAAACACAUCAACUAUUUGUGGAAUCAAAACAAAAGUUAAUCGAACGCGAUGAACAAAUUGCCGAAUUGAAUGCAAAAAUAAAAUCGCUUGAUGCCAGAAAUUUGGAGUUGGUUGGUGAAUUGGAGCGAACAAAGUCACUGUUGAGCGAGAUACAGCACAAAUAUCACAUGUUCGAACGAAAUGCCGGCUACACAUCGGAGAAGCAUACGGAUAUCAUGAUAAAACAAUUGAAUGACCAACAUGCAGCCAAAACUGAUAUGAUGCAACAACAAAUAAAUACAAUGCGUACGAAGUUGGAGGAUCGUGAGAGUGAGUUAAAACGUUUACUGGUGCAAAACAAUGAGUUGCACAGUUCACGCGAGGCUAUGUUGCUGGAUAAAUCGGAUACCAUAAAUCAAUUGUCGAAACGGUUGGACGAAUCGCAGCGUCAAGUGCAGGAGAUGAUUAUGAAAAACGAAAGCGGCGGAGAUUUGGCGCAGGAAAAUAUCAAAUUGUUGCGGUCGGUAACAAAUUUACAGCAACAAAAUCGAGAGAUGCAACAGACAAUCAAUGACUUGACGUUGAGAUUGGAGUCGACAACCACUGAACUCGACCAACUCACCGAGACGGCCAUUCACAAUGUCGAAACGAUUUCAUCGUCGGCCACUGACGAAAAUCAAUUCAUGUCAAAUGGUAUCAUGGAUACGCCGAUGAUUCGAAAAGCGGUCAGCCAUCCAAGGCUUGCUAUGAGCAGUACACCGUUGCUGGUUGGCGAUCGUAUCACAAGACUGAAACUCGAGUUUAAUCGUUGUGUGACCGAUCAAAAAGCGAAACGACAAGAGAUUCUUGCAUUGAAAGAGGAGUUGAUGGAGAAAAAUCGGGAAAUUGAUCGAAUUAAGGCAGACGAAAAUCGUGUACUGAUCGAAUUGAACAUUAAUAAAGAAGAAAACGAACGUUUUAGAAUACGUCUGAAGAAUACGGAAAGAGAACUGGACGAGUACAAGAAUAAAAUGAUGUCAGGCAGUCAAGAAAAUACCCCGAAAGAUGAAAGCGAACUGUUGAAUCGCCUGCACAAACUCGAACGAGAUAAUGAGAAUUUCCGUUCCAAUUGUAAUCAUUUGAAUGAAACGAUUCGUGCUUUGGAAGAUGAACGUGAUCAUACUGAAGAGAAAUAUCGGGAAGCAUGUAAGGAUAUUGCUGAGCUUCAACAAAAGAUUAGCCGUUUUGAGUCGAAUUCAUGUUUGGAAUGUGAAAAACAGAAAUUCUUGGCCAACGAAGCCAAACAGGAAUGCUUACGAAUAAAGGAGCUGUACGUACGGAUUUCGGAUGAAAAAGAAGACACUUCGCGAAGACUUCGUCAGAUCGAAGCAAUCGACAUAAACAAAGAGCUUCUCGAACAACGAAAUAUGGUCGCCAGCUUGGAACGAUCACUGCAACUGGCCGAAAUGAAGUGUACCGAAGUUUCAAAAAUACUCGAACGAGAGAAAAUCGAUCAUGAAAUUCAGAUUCAAAACAUGCGUGCCAAGUAUGAACAAGAAAUUUUCGGUAUCGAGAAGGAGCAAAAGGACAUUUCAAAUUCAUGCCGUAAAUGUGUUGAUUUGGGGACGAAAAUAGCGAAGUAUGAAAUGGAAAAUUUGCAAUUGCAAACCACUUGUUCGGGAUACACGAAGGACAUAAAUGAGCUGAAAAAGUCAUUGAAAAAAGCUGAUCAAACCGUAGCCGAUUUGACAAGCAAAUUGGCACUUAAGCUCGAACACGAUCAAUUACUCGAUGAGUUGAAGAACAAAGCCAGCCAAUUUGAAGAGUUUAUGCGAAAUCAAUCUCCAACCAAAUCAAUUCUAACAGAUGUGGUUGCAAUCAGUAGUCAAACUAGUCGGGUUCGUGAUCAAUGUGUAUCAACAGAAGAUUUGCUUGAAAGUCCUCGCUCUGGCAGUCGAAGUAGCCCGCAAGGCUUGGAUCGAUCAGCGGAGAAGAAAAUUCGACAAGAAAUGUCACGCGCAAUGGCCAUCGAAGUAAAAUCACUUGAAAACGAAUUCAAGGAGCAAAUACUCAAUCACAAACAACAAAUCAACGACAUGCAGGCGACGCUAAAGGAGCGUGAAACUGAUAUAUCCAAUUUGAAAACGUGUAUUUUGAAAGAGCGUCACGGAAUCCGGCAGAUCUUAGACCAGAAAGAUCAGGAGCAAGCGGAGGCUAUGAAAAAACAUCAGGCAAUUUUGUUGGCCACACGUAAUGAACUUGAUGCGGCAAAUAAACGUAUCGAAACUUUAAUGAACGAACUAGAGCAGAGCACGAAUCAAUUCCAAGCCGAACGUGACAGUGUAAGUAAAUUGAUGGCACAAUGGAAAGCAGAGCUUGCUGCUUUUGCUGAACGUGAAGAAAAUCUCAACGAACAGAUGCAAAUCAUGGAAAGUAGCCAUGCGGCGACGGUUCAAAGUCUUAACGAAAAAUACGUGGCUGCUAAGAAAACGGCAGCAAACUACAAAAGAUAUUCGGACGAUAAAGAGAAACACAUCGAACGGGAAAGCGAACGAAUUAAACAGGCCUACGAAAAGGCAGUGGAAAAAGUUAAAGAAAGUACAAAAGUUGCAAUCAAAGAACACGAAAAAGAAGCAAAGAGACGAAUAGCUGAACUGCAAGGUGAAUUGGACACUCUCAGACGGAAUUGUAACAGUUUAGUUUAACAUAUUUUGUAUUUUUUUAAGUAUAUGUUUAAUGUUAUCAGUAUUGUGCAACUUGUUCACGUUUUUGUUGAAAUAAAUAAAAAGUAAAUCAAUAGCAAAAUAAAAAUAAAGAGUCUUACGGGAGUAAGACGAACUUUUCCG